UCAUAGAAAAUAAAAUUAAAUAGAUUUGGGUCAUAAUAAUCCAUUCUAUAGAAUUGAAUUCAAACCAUGUGAAAUAUGUGUAUAAAUAUUAUUAUCCAUUAUACAAAGUAUACCAACAUCAGUUUUCAAUCUUCAUUGUUUUUUCUCUCUUAAACAUUAAGGUUCAUGAAAGAAAUUGUAGAAGAUGUUUUUACCAAUUUGCCAGAUGAAAUUCUUGGCUGCAUAAUAUCUUUUCUACCAAAUGAAUAUUCACUUCAAACCACUCUCAUAUCUACUAGAUGGAGAAACUUAUGGAACCAAAUUCUUGUUAAACAUGGAACCAUACAAGAUAUCACUACUGCUGUUGCUCAUUUUCUAACCGAUUUUGACGAGUUUGAUCCAUUAAAGCGACCGCGCAAGCUUCAAUUUCACUUUGAUGAUGACAGUACACUCUUUGCAACUAUUGCGACUAAUAGUAAGCUUCUUCUUGAUUUCUCUUUCGGGAACCAAAAACUUGAAAGAGAAUAUGAACUAGAGUUCAAUCUCACUAAACAACACUUCACCUAUAAUCUUUUUCCUCCUUCAACUUUCUUAGUCAAAAGCCUCACUUUGAAAUCAAUAAGCUAUUUGACAAGUGAAGUAGCUUCUUCCAUAGUUUCGAAUUUGGAGCAUCUUGAGAGCUUGAUGAUCACUGAUUGUUGUGGAUUGCAAUCUUUAUUCAUUGAGUCGGAAACAAAGCUUCAUAAGUUAACUAUCUUAGAUUGCUUGCAGUUGAAGUCUCUUCAUCUUAGAACUUCUAAACUUAAAUGUUUUCGAUACCGCGGACCUCUUCCUCGGAUUUGGCCCGAAUCUCAUUUCAACUUAAGUCAUGCCAACCUUGACUUCAGACAAGGCCUAAGCUGCAGUGACUUGAAGGCUCAAGAUUUUGAUGAAACACUAUUAACUAUAAAGAAUUCUGAAAUUCUUACUUUAUGUCAAUGGACUUUUGAGGUACUAAUAUGGCCAUCAAUUUCUCCUUUAAGUGGAAAUUUUAUAUUUUAUAGAUUAAAAGAGCUAUGGUGGAUUGAAAACCAUGAAAAUAAAAACAGCAUCAGUGCCUUAGUUUCCUUCUUGAAAUUAUGUCCUGCUUUGGAGAGACUUUUUAUAAUGAUUGAUUCAAAAAGCUAUUCAGCUCCAAAGUCCAAUUCAGGCUUAAUGGAAGCAAUUAAAUAUAUAGAAUUGGAGCAACUAAAAUUGGUAAAGUUUAUGGGAUUCACAAAUCCAAUGGAUGAAAUUUCAAUGGCAAAACAAUUAAUUCAGCCUCCAAAAAUAGAAACAUGAUCAGGUGGGAGCUGUUUGGAUGUAAUGAUUAUAUAGUGAUUCUUUCAAGAAUGAAUGAUAUAAUGAUGUGAUUUUGAAGUAUUCAAAGGGAAAAGCAUGUCUUAUAAUCUUUUGAAUAGGCUAGCACACUAUCUUAACACUUUUUUGUGGGUUUAUAAAUUUGAUUUGAUUAUAUGAAUUUUUACUAAUAAAAGAUAGAGAAAUGAUAUUGGUACACCAAACAUGACAACCAACACCGUAUUUUGAUACGGUUUCCUUUUUUAAUAUAUUUAAAUAAUUAUUUUUCAUUUUUUCAGAAAAAGGUUAACACAUGCACAUGUUGUAUUUAGAAUGGUGUAGCCAUACGGUGUACAAUUUAAGGUGUAAGAAUAGCAACUCUCUAAAAGAUAGUGUUAAAAAAUAUAAGUUAAAUUUGAAGGAUGCUUAAACAUCUUGCACCUUCAAAUUCUAUCAUAAUUAAAUUCGAAGGAAUAAGACUAAGCUUAUGUUAGGAUAAUGUCAAAAUUACGGUAGAAAUUCACGAUAGCCCAAACGCUAUUCUUACCUGCUUCUAAAAUCACUGUGAAAUAGCAAAAAAACAUGCGGCAGCAAUUCAAUGCGGAAACAAACACGCAAAAUAUA
Messenger RNA from Vicia villosa (hairy vetch), 1920 nucleotides. RefSeq names its product F-box protein At2g39490-like. NCBI's taxonomy places the organism in Eukaryota, Viridiplantae, Streptophyta, Magnoliopsida, Fabales, Fabaceae. The record is from RefSeq and is a predicted model, not a curated record. The transcript is spliced from 3 exons. Gene Ontology annotation, molecular function: protein binding. The coding region runs from base 166 to 1299 and encodes 377 amino acids.